This is a messenger RNA of Saimiri boliviensis boliviensis (Bolivian squirrel monkey), 510 nucleotides long. The record is from RefSeq and is a predicted model, not a curated record. Lineage: Eukaryota; Metazoa; Chordata; Mammalia; Primates; Cebidae.
AUGGUGGCUCUGCUAGGGGGUAUGUUUUCUGGGCAGCCCCCACCCGGCCACCCAGGCCAAGCUUCGCUUUUUCAGGCAGCUCCAGGCACUCCUAGACCUUCCAACAGUACUUUGGUGGAUGAGUUGGAAUCAUCUUUUGAGGCUUGCUUUGCAUCUCUGAUGAGUCAAGACUAUGUCAAUGGCACUGAUCAGGAAGAAAUUCGAACUGGUGUUGAUCAGUUUAUCCAGAUGUUUCUGGAUAUUGCAAGACAGACAGAGUGUUUUUUCUUACAAAAAAGAUCUGUCCAGAAGCCAGAGCAAGUUAUCAAAGAGGAUGUCUCAGAACUAAGGAAUGAAUUACAGCAGAAAGACACACUAGUCCAGAAGCACUUGACAAAGCUGAGGCAUUGGCAGCAGGUGCUGGAGGACAUCAAUGAGCAGCACAAAAAGCCAGCUGACAGCCCUCAGGGCUCCCUGACCUACCUGGAGCAGGCAUCUGCCAACAUCCCUGCACCUCUGAAGCCAACCUGA